This is a messenger RNA of Alternaria rosae, 2518 nucleotides long. RefSeq lists its product as uncharacterized. The transcript has a single exon. Lineage: Eukaryota; Fungi; Ascomycota; Dothideomycetes; Pleosporales; Pleosporaceae. The coding region runs from base 400 to 2262 and encodes 620 amino acids. The record is from RefSeq and is a predicted model, not a curated record.
GACCGGCUUGCUAGGCUGAGCUCGAGGGUGGGGUCCCAAUAGCGAACUUGCACCCGCAGCCCCGCCACCUCUACACUAGACCCCCGUACUCUAGUAGACGACAAUAGGAACAUCCGAAGCGAUACCAAGGCAUCUACAAACCCGGAUUGGAUUGAUAUCGAGGGGUAAUCCAGGUCGAAGUACAGUCGCAAUCCAAGCAGUCAGCAUCGACGCCAUCACCGUGCAUCAGGCUACAAGGAACGCGUGCAUUCGAUUCGCCCUAUACGCGCAAUCACAUGAGCGGCCUAGAACCUUCUCUUACACUAUAACCGCCACGCUCGAGCCAGGACUACCAUCGAGAACGUCGACAGUCCAACUUCUUCAAGCUUGCUCAAGAAACACUACAACCAAACAUCCAAAAUGGCCGCAUCGACUGCUACGCUCAGCGAGCUGUCAGAGCAUCUACAAAAGGUCGACCAGGAUCCUACCACUCCGCUCGACACAGAUCUACUUGAGCGAUGCGAGCUCUCCACCAACACCCCAGAAUACCGUAGCCAGAUAUGGAAAGAGACGAGACCUCUCUUUCUGCAGAUGGCGGCGUUACUGCCAACCCUUCAACAAGACCCUACGCCACUCACCCACUUCAUCAUCAAGUUGGCAGAACCAUAUCGAUUUGACGAUAUCAAAGAUAUUGAUUUCGAGAUCGGACUGGAUUUAAAGGCUUCUCCAUUUCACAGUCUCAUCCUGACACUGUUGGAGAAGGCCACCACAAGUAGCACCGAUGCCCAAGCACUUGCGAAUCGGCCAGCGGUCAUGUUGGCCAUCGUCCGUCUGUGGCUGUGCACCCAAGAUGCUGGAGUUGCUACUCAGGCCGAAGAGCUUCUUAUCUCAUUACUGGAAGUGUCGAAGAAUGAGCCCGUAUCGAUAGAUGGCAAGUCUUCGCUACAUACAUAUGGCACUGGUCCUAUGUGGAGGCGCCUGUUCAGUGACAGGGACAUCAGUUCGCUGUACUACCAUUACACAUCUCUCAAGAACCUCACAUCGCCACCUCAACCACUUCUGAACAAACGUGACAAAACCAUUUCACAGGCUAGACUACUGUCAUGGCUACCCCGCGUCGCCGCUAUGGACUGGAAUGCCGUCACGUCCCCGUACGGUCUUGAUACUGAAAAGGAUGUCGGACUGAAGGAAGGCCAGGGCUUGCUUCACUACGCUGCACUGAAGAUGGUCGACAAAGAAGAUGAUAUGCUCAUGCACAUGACUCUACUUCAGUUCUACAGCACAUUGAUCACCACGGUCAAAGCAAAGCCUCAUCUCUCUCACUAUGACUCGAGUCUUGCUCUAGACUUCCUCAUAGAAGAAGGCGUACACAAAGGCAUCGUCGACUUCCAUACCUCAAACAACCCCAGCCUUGACCACUCUUUCUUGAGCAGUCGGACAGCCCAGUACAUCAGCGACUACGCAUUGCAUUAUCCAGAGAACUUCGAGAAAAGCAGCGAGAUGCCUACAAUCCGAAACUACGUCCACCGCAACAUCCGCAAAUGCGAAGCAAGCGACCUGAACAUCAUUGCUUCAAUGCCUCGAUCAACGCUCAUACCGCGAAAAGCUUCAGGACCAGCCUGGGAUGACUGUGUCAUUACCGACAUGCCAAUAACGCGGACGAACCAGGAUGCGCUCAAAACACUUGCAACGAUCUUCCACGGUCCGCCAAAAGAAGAAAUCACAUUUCCCCAAACCGAAACCAUAGGUUCAGACAACAAACGCACACAGACCGAAGCAGCAUACGCCCGCCUCCUCACCGCCCUCUUUUACAGCAAGAAACCAAGCAUGUUCGCCGAUAUAACCACACAUAUGGAAACCAUCGCCAUGAAAGAAAACGCCCUCGCAGCCCUGACCCUCGUCGGCGCCCUUAUCACCUCGACUUGGUCCACCGAGCCACUCCCCAACAUCCCCGCCAGCGACCCGACCUAUGCCCGUCUAAACUCCUUCCCCGAAUCCGGUGUCGAUCUCAUCUUAGAUCCCACUAUCAGCGGCGGCGUCCUCCCUUCACUGCUCAAGCCAGCGACAACCUUUUCCAACCUCGUGGGCGGACGUGGCGAUGCGGAGAACGCGGCGUAUAUCGUUGCGACAGCGAAGUUUGAGGUGUUGAAGACGCUGGGGAGGAAGCUGGAGCAGGAUGGUGGGAGGCAGGAUGUGCUAGCUAUGGUGAGGAGGAGGGUUGGUGAUGGAGUCUGGGGUGACAGUGGGAACGUGGGGAGUCGGAUUGGGACGUUGGAGAUGUGAGGGUGGGGUGUUUGUAGUAGAGAGGAUAGAGUAUGUGAUGAGUGUGGUACGUUCGCCUGGCAACUGGCUCAAUAACAAUAGACGUAUACAUCAUGUGUGCUAUCAAGCAAGUACUCCCUCUACGACAAGACCAAGAACGUGUGCAGACGAAUAUAAUUGAGCACCCUUAUCACGUCGCCGCACCACGUCCUCUCUCCUCCUCUACCCCUAUCAUCUUGGCCCCUCCUAUAAGAUAUAUGUGUACUUCGAAUGUAUU